Molecule: messenger RNA, 1668 nt
Organism: Chionomys nivalis (European snow vole)
Lineage: Eukaryota; Metazoa; Chordata; Mammalia; Rodentia; Cricetidae
Gene: Pecr
Product: peroxisomal trans-2-enoyl-CoA reductase
Exons: 8
Coding region: 47-961 (304 amino acids)
Biological process (GO): phytol metabolic process
Cellular component (GO): peroxisome
Molecular function (GO): trans-2-enoyl-CoA reductase (NADPH) activity
Source: RefSeq, a predicted model, not a curated record
AGUGCUCCGCUCCCUUUCGGAACGCGGUGACAGACGCUCUGCCGCAAUGGGGUCUUGGAUUAAGGGUCAGAGCUGCCUAGCGACCGGGUUGCUGCAGAACCGAGUGGCCGUGGUUACCGGCGGGGCCACGGGCAUCGGAAAAGCCAUCUCCCGGGAGCUCCUGCACCUGGGGUGUAAUGUGGUCAUUGCUUCCCGGAAGCUGGACAGAUUAAACGCUGCUGCAGAUGAGCUAAGAAAGUCCCUGCCUCCCUCCAGCCACGCUCAGGUCACUGCCAUACAGUGCAACAUCAGGAACGAGGAAGAGGUGAACAAUUUGGUCAGAUCUACCUUAGCUAAGCAUGGUAAGAUCAACUUCUUGGUAAACAACGGAGGAGGCCAGUUCCUGUUUCCUAUUGAAGACAUCAGUGCAAAGGGAUGGCAAGCUGUGAUCGAAACCAACCUGACAGGCACUUUCUACAUGUGUAAAGCAGUUUACAAUUCCUGGAUGAAAGACCAUGGAGGAUCUAUUGUCAAUAUCAUUGUCCUUAUUAACAAUGGGUUCCCAGCAGCCUCGCACUCCGGCGCUGCAAGGGAAGGCGUUUACAACCUCACCAAAUCCAUGGCUCUGGCUUGGGCCAAAAGUGGAGUAAGGAUCAACUGUGUUGCUCCUGGAACCAUUUAUUCCAAGACUGCUGCUGACAACUACGGUGAAUUGGGACAAAGCAUGUUUGAAAUGGCCUUUAACACUAUCCCAGCUAAGCGCAUUGGAAUCCCCGAGGAGGUCUCCUCUGUAGUGUGCUUCCUGCUGUCCCCUGCAGCUUCCUUCAUCACUGGACAAUUGGUCAAUGUGGACGGGGGCCAGUCUUUGUAUACUCACUCCUUCGAUAUACCAGAUCAUGACAACUGGCCUGAGGGAGUUGGGGACCUUUCUGUGGUCAAGAGAAUGAAGGAAUCUUUUAAGAAGAAGGCGGCCAAGCUCUAAGUCAAGAAAGCACUACCGUCUUGUCCCUGUGUGCCUUAGCAUCUUGAGAAGGUUUUGUACGUCACAAGACCUUAUAAUUUCUGUGGGGGGAAAAAAACUAAUGUUAACGUUAUCAAUUUCACCUGUGCAAAAACUUCUCCCCAAAUAAAUGUAUCUUCAUGUGCAAACCAGUUAUCCGAUUUUAUUUUAUUUUGAACUAUGUGUAAAAGUGGGGUGGGGUGGGGUAUGUGCACAAGAGCACAGUGCCCAAAGGGGCCUCAGGUCCCCUACGAGCAGAGCAGGAAUUUCAGAUAGGUGUAAGCCACCUGACAUGGGUGCUGGGAACUGAAGUCACUCUUCUUCCAGAAAAGCCCUAGAUGUGCUUAACCACUGUGCCAUCUCUCUAUCAGAAAUACGGUUUCCGACAGUGGCAACCCACAGUUUGAGAACCAGUGUCCUACACUGUCUGCCAUCCCGUUGACAACACUUACGGCCAGCUGGCAAAAGAAAAAGUCAUGUAAGGGCCCAGUUCAAUUUCCACAAAGCUGACAGACAGUAACCUGUAAAACUGUCUGGGGUGAAGCUUAACUGCACAGCCUACAUGAAGUUCUGGUUCGAUCCCCAGCACCUCGUAAACUAGAUCUAGAGGUACAUUCCUGUAAUCCUAGUGUUCAGGAGGGAAAGCGGGGGGCUCAGUUCAACGUCAUCUUCCACUGCAGUGUGUUCCA